Molecule: messenger RNA, 13785 nt
Organism: Schistosoma spindalis
Lineage: Eukaryota; Metazoa; Platyhelminthes; Trematoda; Strigeidida; Schistosomatidae
Source: the annotation of a GenBank genome assembly
AUGGCUACUGAAAGUCUUCAAGCUCGACUGACUGAAUUCGAGCGUCAAGCUCGUGGUGUAUGCAUAGGUGUAAAUCAUUUAGCACUUGACAGUGAACGUGUUAGACAAGCUGAAUUAUUACAGAAAAUUAUACAACUAGAAAAAGAUAUUCAACAAUCUAGUGCACAAAAAUCACAUUUACCUGACGCAGUCGCUGAGAUUCGUGAUGAUGUGAAAAAUAAUACAUCAGCAUUACGUUAUUUAGAAACAAUAUCUCAAUUGGAGAAUUCAUUUACAGUUCUAACAGAAAAUGUCACUGAAACCUCUGUACAAUUAAGUGCUCCUAAGGAAUUAAAAGAUGAAGUUCAUGUGAAAAAAGAAUUAACUGGUAAUGUGAAAAGUUGUUGGACAUAUGUUUCUCAAUUGGCCCGGUUAAGUCAAGUACACAUUAGGAAUGCCGCUGAAUAUCAUCAGUUUCACCAUGCAGUUAAUGAAGCUGAAGCCAGUUUGAAAGCACGUGUACGAAUGACAGAACCGAGAAAUUCAAGAGCAUUACCUGCAACUUUGAAAAAUUGUACAAUUUUGGCCAAUGAAUUGAGAGAACAUCUUAAUCAUAUGAUUCAUUUAUGGGGUCGAUCAGGCAAUUUGCUUGAAGAAAGCCGACGUAUUGUCCCUGUUCACUUAAGACUAGGCGGUGUUAUUGAUGGUCUGAGUACUAAUACAGAAUCCGCUAGUCCAGUUAUGGCUCGUAUGUUAACUUCAUUGACAGGACCAAAUUAUGAAUUAAAAGAAGGUGAAGAAGUACGCGUUAUAUCGAAUAAAGAUGAUCAACACUUUUGGACAGUGCAAACAAGUAAUGGUAUAGUGAAAAUACCAUCUGUUUGUUUAUGGAUAAGUGAUCCAGAUUUAGAAGCUGUAAAACGAUCAGUGAUACUUCGUGAAAAAUGUGUUGAAUCAUGGGAUUUACUUGCGGAAAGAUCACGUGAACGACUAAGAUCGUAUUAUAGUUGUUUAUUAAAUCAAAUGGCAGAAAAUGGAGAUAUUCAAUAUCAGCAUAAAAUAGCUAUGGAUAAUUUUCUGGAAGAUUUAAGAGGUCUUCUCUUACCUAAUGAUACAAGAGCAGCUGAAUUAAGUCAAGCUAUAUAUGCAUUCACAGACAGAUUAAAAAUGACAGAUAUUAGUCGACAACGUAGUUCACCUGGUGGAGUAGUUUUAAGAGAACAAGAUAUUGUUUGUAUGCAUAGUCCAUUGUUAAGACUACGUGAUCAUGAACGGCAAAUGGACCAUUUACGUGCACAAUCUGAACUGGCUGGAACUCAUAUGACAAAUUAUUUACGUGAAAUUGAUGCAGAUCAAAAACGAGUUGAUCAAGAAUUAUCGUUGAUAGAUCAGUUACAACAUGAGAGUCAGUCACAGUUGGAUCAAUUGAUAAAUCGUGUGAAAAGAUGGAGUAGCCGAUAUGAACAUGAACCGAAUGUUGAUUCUAGUAUAACCAAUUCUAGAAUAAGUUCUAGUUUAAAAUCUAGUACAAUAUCUGACAAUUGGACAGGUAAUAAUCAAAUGUAUCCAGUAGAUGCAAGAUCACCUCAAUCUAUAGUUAGAGAAACAUCCCGAUUAUCGUCCAGAACAAGAUCAGAAUCAAUUCCAUGUCCAGUACUUGAUGCUAUUACACAAAUCGGUGUUACGACCAAAACAUCAGGGACUCAAAUUUCUGAUGACGGUGAUAUGGGUCGUAAUAAAAUAGAUUUAUGUAUUUCUAAAAGACAAUUUAUGCCAGCGACGAUUCCUGAAAGAAAACAAGUAAGAAAUGCAAUAACUCAAAUUGGAGUUUCAAAAGUCGACGCAGGCACACAAGAUGACUAUCAUGGAUACAGUCCUAAGCGUUCAGUUAAAGAAGUACUAUGUCAAGUAGGUCAAAUUACAGCAAAUGCUUCAUGUCAAACAUUAGGACAUUACAAGCUACAACAAACGCCUAAAAAGCCAACUUUGGAUGCGAUAGUUCAAUCUGGUGUUAUCACUAAGAAUAAUUCCACUCAGUCAGAAUGCAUCACAGAAACCGUUGUGAAAAUGGACAUACUUGAAUCACAAAAAAGUGCACGAAAAUACAGCGUACUAGAUGCUAUCUGUCAAAUAGGACAGGUUACACAAACAACUGGAACACAAAUAGAAAUAGAGAAUACAGAAAGAAAUAAGAAAAAUCAUGGAGUACAAGCAGAAAUCAAAAAGGUAUGGCAGCACCCAAUAAAAACGACUGAAGCCGCAUGUCAAAUAGGUAGGAUAACGGUUAACGCAAGUACAGAGAUGUCACCAAUGAUCAUCAGUAUGGAAGAAAUGAUAAGAAAACAAAUGAAGAAAAGUGAUAUGAUAUGCCAAAUAGGUAAAGUACAAGUAGAACAAUCAACACAGGCCGACUUAAUUAAGCAUAUGUUGCGUAAACCAUCGUCCGAUGUAGUAUGUCAAGUAGGAAGUGUUAUGGAAUCUUCAGGGAUCCAGAUAGAUGAACCCCAUAAAACUUCAAUGUUACUAGCGGGAACUCAAAGUGCCAAAACAACGACAUACACCAAGGAGAUUCAGACAGAUAUGGGAUUCCGAGUGGAACCGAAGUUUGUGUCGAAGGCUGUCAACGAUGUUAUAUGUCAGGUCGGUCAGGUAAACCAUGAAGUUUCCACACAGUCAGUUGAAUACGUCACCGCUAGACCAGCAUACAAGGAUACUGGCAUUGAUCCGAUUCACAUGUGGGAAAAGAAGAUGGCCAACGAUGUCGUCACACAAACAGGAAUUGUCCACACAUCAAAAAUAACACAAGCUGAACUGAUACAAGAACAACCGGUGUAUGUGAAGCCAAUAGAAACACAGGAUGUACCGAUCACAUCGUACAAAGAAACUGUAGAUGCCUACCAACAGGCCGACUUAAUUAAGCAUAUGUUGCGUAAACCAUCGUCCGAUGUAGUAUGUCAAGUAGGAAGUGUUAUGGAAUCUUCAGGGAUCCAGAUAGAUGAACCCCAUAAAACUUCAAUGUUACUAGCGGGAACUCAAAGUGCCAAAACAACGACAUACACCAAGGAGAUUCAGACAGAUAUGGGAUUCCGAGUGGAACCGAAGUUUGUGUCGAAGGCUGUCAACGAUGUUAUAUGUCAGGUCGGUCAGGUAAACCAUGAAGUUUCCACACAGUCAGUUGAAUACGUCACCGCUAGACCAGCAUACAAGGAUACUGGCAUUGAUCCGAUUCACAUGUGGGAAAAGAAGAUGGCCAACGAUGUCGUCACACAAACAGGAAUUGUCCACACAUCAAAAAUAACACAAGCUGAACUGAUACAAGAACAACCGGUGUAUGUGAAGCCAAUAGAAACACAGGAUGUACCGAUCACAUCGUACAAAGAAACUGUAGAUGCCUACCAACAGGCCGACUUAAUUAAGCAUAUGUUGCGUAAACCAUCGUCCGAUGUAGUAUGUCAAGUAGGAAGUGUUAUGGAAUCUUCAGGGAUCCAGAUAGAUGAACCCCAUAAAACUUCAAUGUUACUAGCGGGAACUCAAAGUGCCAAAACAACGACAUACACCAAGGAGAUUCAGACAGAUAUGGGAUUCCGAGUGGAACCGAAGUUUGUGUCGAAGGCUGUCAACGAUGUUAUAUGUCAGGUCGGUCAGGUAAACCAUGAAGUUUCCACACAGUCAGUUGAAUACGUCACCGCUAGACCAGCAUACAAGGAUACUGGCAUUGAUCCGAUUCACAUGUGGGAAAAGAAGAUGGCCAACGAUGUCGUCACACAAACAGGAAUUGUCCACACAUCAAAAAUAACACAAGCUGAACUGAUACAAGAACAACCGGUGUAUGUGAAGCCAAUAGAAACACAGGAUGUACCGAUCACAUCGUACAAAGAAACUGUAGAUGCCUACCAACAGGCCGACUUAAUUAAGCAUAUGUUGCGUAAACCAUCGUCCGAUGUAGUAUGUCAAGUAGGAAGUGUUAUGGAAUCUUCAGGGAUCCAGAUAGAUGAACCCCAUAAAACUUCAAUGUUACUAGCGGGAACUCAAAGUGCCAAAACAACGACAUACACCAAGGAGAUUCAGACAGAUAUGGGAUUCCGAGUGGAACCGAAGUUUGUGUCGAAGGCUGUCAACGAUGUUAUAUGUCAGGUCGGUCAGGUAAACCAUGAAGUUUCCACACAGUCAGUUGAAUACGUCACCGCUAGACCAGCAUACAAGGAUACUGGCAUUGAUCCGAUUCACAUGUGGGAAAAGAAGAUGGCCAACGAUGUCGUCACACAAACAGGAAUUGUCCACACAUCAAAAAUAACACAAGCUGAACUGAUACAAGAACAACCGGUGUAUGUGAAGCCAAUAGAAACACAGGAUGUACCGAUCACAUCGUACAAAGAAACUGUAGAUGCCUACCAACAGGCCGACUUAAUUAAGCAUAUGUUGCGUAAACCAUCGUCCGAUGUAGUAUGUCAAGUAGGAAGUGUUAUGGAAUCUUCAGGGAUCCAGAUAGAUGAACCCCAUAAAACUUCAAUGUUACUAGCGGGAACUCAAAGUGCCAAAACAACGACAUACACCAAGGAGAUUCAGACAGAUAUGGGAUUCCGAGUGGAACCGAAGUUUGUGUCGAAGGCUGUCAACGAUGUUAUAUGUCAGGUCGGUCAGGUAAACCAUGAAGUUUCCACACAGUCAGUUGAAUACGUCACCGCUAGACCAGCAUACAAGGAUACUGGCAUUGAUCCGAUUCACAUGUGGGAAAAGAAGAUGGCCAACGAUGUCGUCACACAAACAGGAAUUGUCCACACAUCAAAAAUAACACAAGCUGAACUGAUACAAGAACAACCGGUGUAUGUGAAGCCAAUAGAAACACAGGAUGUACCGAUCACAUCGUACAAAGAAACUGUAGAUGCCUACCAACAGGCCGACUUAAUUAAGCAUAUGUUGCGUAAACCAUCGUCCGAUGUAGUAUGUCAAGUAGGAAGUGUUAUGGAAUCUUCAGGGAUCCAGAUAGAUGAACCCCAUAAAACUUCAAUGUUACUAGCGGGAACUCAAAGUGCCAAAACAACGACAUACACCAAGGAGAUUCAGACAGAUAUGGGAUUCCGAGUGGAACCGAAUGUGAUUCACAGUGAAAAAUCACCUUCAUUAGUAGGCAAGAAGGUUCAGGCAACGAUGCGUCAAUCAGUUGACAACACAAGCACACAGACUGAUCCGAUGGCUCAAGUCCCUACUGCACUACCAAAAACCACGUUCGAUGUUGUGACUCAAUCUGGUACUAUCCACUGUGCACAGUCAGUUCAGACUAUUCCAGAGGAACGACCAGUUUUCCAUACUGUCGGUGUAGGAGUUGAUCAUACUGGGAGAUUGCAGCCCGUGUUAUACGAGAACGUUCAGGCGACAAUGCGUCAAUCAGUUGACAACACAAGCACACAGACUGAUCCGAUGGCUCAAGUCCCUACUGCACUACCAAAAACCACGUUCGAUGUUGUGACUCAAUCUGGUACUAUCCACUGUGCACAGUCAGUUCAGACUAUUCCAGAGGAACGACCAGUAUUCCAUACUGCAGACGUCAGUGUGAUUCACAGUGAAAAAUCACCUUCAUUAGUAGGCAAGAAGGUUCAGGCAACGAUGCGUCAAUCAGUUGACAACACAAGCACGCAGACUGAUCCGAUGGCUCAAGUCCCUACUGCACUACCAAAAACCACGUUCGAUGUUGUGACUCAAUCUGGUACUAUCCACUGUGCACAGUCAGUUCAGACUAUUCCAGAGGAACGACCAGUAUUCCAUACUGCAGACGUCAGUGUGAUUCACAGUGAAAAAUCACCUUCAUUAGUAGGCAAGAAGGUUCAGGUAACGAUGCGUCAAUCAGUUGACAACACAAGCACACAGACUGAUCCGAUGGCUCAAGUCCCUACUGCACUACCAAAAACCACGUUCGAUGUUGUGACUCAAUCUGGUACUCUGUCUGUUACUGUUGGCUGUCAAGCUGUUCUUAUAUCGGAAGACGUUUUGAUGAAGGAUGUUGCUGUUGAAUAUGUUAGAUCGUUAAAUCCGUUUUUCUCUAAGGCUAUCCAAGCUAGUUUACAAGUUGAAAGUAAAAACAUUGAAAUACAAUGUCUGAUAAGAGAUAAACGUUUAGUGAAUAUUCGAAAUGCAGAAGCUCAAUUCGACGUAUUUUGCCGUCAGGGAGAAACUCAAACUUUUGAUUUAUCUUUAACAACUACGAAAGAAGGAAGUGUUCAGCACACACCAACGACUACACAGUUAAUAAAUAAAAAGCUACAAGUAACUGUAUCCCAGUCAGUUCGAGAGGCAGCCGCGCAAACAUGCGAAUCAAUACCAGUUGUAACAGUACCCACGAUGCAAAGAAUUUAUCACUCUACACAGACACAUGAAACAACAUCACAAACUGAGAGUCUAGAAGUUUUUGACCGUCAGUCCUACGCGCAAAUCAAAUGUAAAACAAUUGAUAUAGAAAUACAAUCACGAAUCGAUUGCAAAUCACAGGGAUUGCAGACAACAAUAGAGCAAAAAGCAUUCAUGAUGACAAAAGAAACUAGCACACAGUAUGAGGCAGUUCAAACGACAAUGAUAAAUGUAGAUAUUCAAGCAGAUGCUCGAUAUCCAGUGGCCAAUUCUUACGUCCAAACGGAUGAAGGUCAACUGAUACAUAACAAGCAGAAACAGCAGACGAAUUUACAGACACAAUCAGGAAUAAGUCAAAAAGAACAGGCAUCACAAACAUUAGAUGUUCAAACAACAGUGAACAAGACCGACGUUAGUGUAACUUAUGAAAUUAAAAAUCGACAAAUAAACAAGAAGUUGCAAGCAACAAUAAUGUCUGACAUGAAAGACAUAAUCAUACAAACAGAAAUAGUAGGAACCUCCGCAUUUCAAAAACCAAGAAAAACUACAUUUGAUGUGCAAACACAAUCAGGAUCAGUCACGAUAAAUUCUGAAACACAAACACCACACAAACCGAAACUAAUCCCAAAUAUAAAGGAUGUGAGUGUUAUUCAUGAGCCACAUCAUGUUCAAACAGUAAACAAGAAACUUCAAGCUGUGGUAUACCCUCCAUCUGGCGAUGUGUGUUUGCAAACCGAAGAGGUAAGCGUACAACCUGUCAAACCCGUUGCUCAGGAGUUUUCUCGAGCGCCGCAAGUCGCACAUAAGCAAACACAAGCAGAAUGGCUGAAUGCCAAUAUAAAAACUUUUGAUAUACAAGCACAAUCAGGGAUGGUUGUCAAGACACAGUCAACACAAACUAUUCAACAAGAACAACCAAUACUCAAUACUGCAGACGUCAGUGUGAUUCACAGUGAAAAAUCACCUUCACUAAUGAACAAGAAACUUCAGGCGACAAUACGUCAAUCAGUUGAGAACACAAGCACACAGACUGAUCCGAUGGCUCAAGUCCCUACUGCACUACCAAAAACCACGUUCGAUGUUGUGACUCAAUCUGGUACUAUCCACUGUGCACAGUCAGUUCAGACUAUUCCAGAGGAACGACCAGUAUUCCAUACUGCAGACGUCAGUGUGAUUCACAGUGAAAAAUCACCUUCAUUAGUAGGCAAGAAGGUUCAGGCAACGAUGCGUCAAUCAGUUGACAACACAAGCACACAGACUGAUCCGAUGGCUCAAGUCCCUACUGCACUACCAAAAACCACGUUCGAUGUUGUGACUCAAUCUGGUACUAUCCACUGUGCACAGUCAGUUCAGACUAUUCCAGAGGAACGACCAGUAUUCCAUACUGCAGACGUCAGUGUGAUUCACAGUGAAAAAUCACCUUCAUUAGUAGGCAAGAAGGUUCAGGCAACGAUGCGUCAAUCAGUUGACAACACAAGCACACAGACUGAUCCGAUGGCUCAAGUCCCUACUGCACUACCAAAAACCACGUUCGAUGUUGUGACUCAAUCUGGUACUAUCCACUGUGCACAGUCAGUUCAGACUAUUCCAGAGGAGCGACCAGUUUUCCAUACUGUCGGUGUAGGAGUUGAUCAUACUGGGAGAUUGCAGCCCGUGUUAUACGAGAACGUUCAGGCGACAAUGCGUCAAUCAGUUGACAACACAAGCACACAGACUGAUCCGAUGGCUCAAGUCCCUACUGCACUACCAAAAACCACGUUCGAUGUUGUGACUCAAUCUGGUACUAUCCACUGUGCACAGUCAGUUCAGACUAUUCCAGAGGAACGACCAGUAUUCCAUACUGCAGACGUCAGUGUGAUUCACAGUGAAAAAUCACCUUCAUUAGUAGGCAAGAAGGUUCAGGCAACGAUGCGUCAAUCAGUUGACAACACAAGCACACAGACUGAUCCGAUGGCUCAAGUCCCUACUGCACUACCAAAAACCACGUUCGAUGUUGUGACUCAAUCUGGUACUAUCCACUGUGCACAGUCAGUUCAGACUAUUCCAGAGGAACGACCAGUAUUCCAUACUGCAGACGUCAGUGUGAUUCACAGUGAAAAAUCACCUUCAUUAGUAGGCAAGAAGGUUCAGGCAACGAUGCGUCAAUCAGUUGACAACACAAGCACACAGACUGAUCCGAUGGCUCAAGUCCCUACUGCACUACCAAAAACCACGUUCGAUGUUGUGACUCAAUCUGGUACUAUCCACUGUGCACAGUCAGUUCAGACUAUUCCAGAGGAACGACCAGUUUUCCAUACUGUCGGUGUAGGAGUUGAUCAUACUGGGAGAUUGCAGCCCGUGUUAUACGAGAACGUUCAGGCGACAAUGCGUCAAUCAGUUGACAACACAAGCACACAGACUGAUCCGAUGGCUCAAGUCCCUACUGCACUACCAAAAACCACGUUCGAUGUUGUGACUCAAUCUGGUACUAUCCACUGUGCACAGUCAGUUCAGACUAUUCCAGAGGAGCGACCAGUUUUCCAUACUGUCGGUGUAGGAGUUGAUCAUACUGGGAGAUUGCAGCCCGUGUUAUACGAGAACGUUCAGGCGACAAUGCGUCAAUCAGUUGACAACACAAGCACACAGACUGAUCCGAUGGCUCAAGUCCCUACUGCACUACCAAAAACCACGUUCGAUGUUGUGACUCAAUCUGGUACUAUCCACUGUGCACAGUCAGUUCAGACUAUUCCAGAGGAACGACCAGUUUUCCGUACGGUUAAUUUGAGCGUUGAUCAUUUUGAUCCUGUGCCCAUUGUUCGAUCAACAGUCUCAUCGACAAUGCAUACUCUUCCUAACACAUCACAAUCAACACAGACCACACUCACUAAACUAGCGGAUACAUUCUGUCAAGCAACCUUACCUUCUACAACAUACGACGUCCAAAUUCAAUCUGGAGUAAUACAUUCCGUAGAUGGGACACAGACUGUCGAUUUAAGUUCACCUGUUGAGUUGAAAGAAAUGAGUGUCGCACACGAAAAGGAACGAACUAUUCUGAAAGGGAAAAAGCUUCAGGUUCGUUGUGAUUCGAUUGAUCUGGGUGUCCAAACAGAUCAAAUUACCCCCAUUGUUCAGUCAACAAUCUCAUCGACAAUGCAUACUCUUCCUAACACAUCACAAUCAACACAGACCACACUCACUAAACUAGCGGAUACAUUCUGUCAAGCAACCUUACCUUCUACAGCAUACGACGUCCAAAUUCAAUCUGGAGUAAUACAUUCCGUAGAUGGGACACAGACUGUCGAUUUAAGUUCACCUGUUGAGUUGAAAGAAAUGAGUGUCACACACGAAAAGGAACGAACUAUUCUGAAAGGGAAAAAGCUUCAGGUUCGUUGUGAUUCGAUUGAUCUGGGUGUCCAAACAGAUCAAAUUACCCCCAUUGUUCAGUCAACAAUCUCAUCGACAAUGCAUACCCUUCCUAACACAUCACAAUCAACACAGACCACACUCACUAAACUAGCGGAUACAUUCUGUCAAGCAACCUUACCUUCUACAACAUACGACGUCCAAAUUCAAUCUGGAGUAAUACAUUCCGUAGAUGGGACACAGACUGUCGAUUUAAGUUCACCUGUUGAGUUGAAAGAAAUGAGUGUCGCACACGAAAAGGAACGAACUAUUCUGAAAGGGAAAAAGCUUCAGGUUCGUUGUGAUUCGAUUGAUCUGGGUGUCCAAACAGAUCAAAUUACCCCCAUUGUUCAGUCAACAAUCUCAUCGACAAUGCAUACUCUUCCUAACACAUCACAAUCAACACAGACCACACUCACUAAACUAGCGGAUACAUUCUGUCAAGCAACCUUACCUUCUACAACAUACGACGUCCAAAUUCAAUCUGGAGUAAUACAUUCCGUAGAUGGGACACAGACUGUCGAUUUAAGUUCACCUGUUGAGUUGAAAGAAAUGAGUGUCGCACACGAAAAGGAACGAACUAUUCUGAAAGGGAAAAAGCUUCAGGUUCGUUGUGAUUCGAUUGAUCUGGGUGUCCAAACAGAUCAUAAUAUGCCUACUGUUCACUUGGACAGUAAAUUAACUCAAACUGCUUUAGUUCGUUAUACGGAUGUAUCAUGUCAGUAUACUGAACUCACGAAGCCUUCAUCAACUAGUCAUUCAGUAACGUCCAGAGUUGUUAGCAUUCAAACAGAUGUGCCUUUUUUAACAAACGUACGUGUGGAUCAACGGAACAAGAAAUUUCAAGUAAAUCUAAUAUCGCCUUCAUCACCAAAGAGUCCAACAAAUGUAGCCUCUAUAGGAACACAAACUUCAGAUUAUAGAUACCAGGAUAUAAGUAUUGAACAGGUUGAUAAAACAACAGCUCCGUCAGUGGAUGCACAUGUGUUUCAUGAUUCAGCGUCUAACGUGACAAGCACUUCACAAGCAAUACCAAAAAUAAAAAUAGAUCAAGAGUGCCAAGUAAAAAUAACUCCUCAACAAUAUCAAAAGAAACUUCAGUAUGGUUCCUCAUUUUCUACAUUAAAAAAUACAUCUUCUCAAACUAUACAGGACAGUUGUCUUUGUGACCAUCAUAAAACUUCUUUGUUAUCAAGUAUUGGAGUUCAGGCGAGUAAUAUACGACCAGUAGUUACAGUAGACACAGGGACUCAAGAAACAAGACCAAGUGAGACUUCUCCAUCACCUUUACAAGUUAAGAACAAAAAAUUACAAGUCUACCCCUCUAAACUUGGUGAACAAGUAGAAGAGGAAUUUAUACAUCCUCAAGAGACAAUCUGCAAAGAAAUUUCAACCUCAUUAACUGAGACAACACAGACAGAUGAGUGUUUAUUAAAAAAUAUCGAAUGUUUCAAGUGUAUAUCACGGGGAUAUGAUAAGAAAACGAUUGAUAAAGAUAUGCAAUCGGAAGAAAAAUCAAUAAGAACAAAACAAACAGCAUCCAGUACAGUGAAAUCAAAUUACUUUACACGUAUUCUCCAAAUGGAAACUAUUCCUGAAAAGCCAAAAGCAUCAGACACAUCCGAUGUGCUGAAACUAUUCAGAGAGUCCGGCUAUAGAGCUAAGUGUGAAUCAAAGAAUGUCCAAACUGAUACGUUUUUGUUAGGAAGUAUUCAGUUACUUGAAAGUAGGGAAGUUGAUAGCGUGGGAAAAAUUUCGAAAAAGACCACAAUUAUUCAGCUGGAAAAGUUAACUACGGAUAAGUGUGUAGAUACUAUGCCCUUUGAAAAAGGACUUAUAGGAUCUCAAACAUCCUAUCAUGAUAUCCAGACAUCUGAAAGGAGAAAUAUAAAGUUACUAAAAGAAACACCAUGGUCAGAAGCACAAGCAUCAAAUGUUCUGCAAGAUAUUCAAUAUGAAAUAAGACAUCCUCAAAUGAUAGAUUCAAGUGGAAGUUACUCACCUCAACAAAAUUCAGUUUCAGUUAGUGCACGACCAACUACUCAUAUGCUUGCUCAUACAGAAUCAACAAGUAGAAAUGGAAAUGGAAAGGUUAAGACACCGUAUCAAUAUUUAAAACCAGAUGUUGUAAGUUGGGGAGUACAAUUUGCACCAGUAACACUUACUGGGGUAACGCAAACCACUGAAUCUUCGAAACAUAAGUUAACUAUCGAUUCACCAGUAAACAUAGGUGUACAAACAGAUGCGAUUGAAGAUGACUAUUAUAUAAAAAGAGUUGUAACGACAAUAGCUAGGAAAGGUCUGUCAUCUUAUUGUCGCCGAGGUCCAGUAGCCAAAAGAAUUGUAGAAUGCACUGAUCUAUUGACAUCGAGUUUACCUAGUAACCUAGAUGAAGAGUUCGAUGAAGAAACAACAAUUGGACCAAGAACAACGAAGGUCACAACUAUGCAAAAACGUGGAGAUCGUCGAGUAGUACAUGAAGAGUUACUUACAGAGGACUAUAGGGAAAGAGGAAGUUCACUUGACUCUCAUGUAGCCCACGAACGGUUUCUGAGAGAAACACACCCACAGGAUAUCGAUUUGCAUGGAAUGCAUGAACAUGAGACAGACAUAUAUACUGAUGCUGAAAUCUGUUUGCAGAAUUUACUGAAAGUAUGGGGAGAGCAAUACUUGCUUUCUAGAUUAAGAACGAUUGGUAGACACUCAGAGCUUUCAGUUAGUCUUGAUCGAAGUAUACAUACAGCGGAAAAAUCACGGCUAGUUGAAGCGAAGACACAGUUUACUUCAACGGGAAACUUAGUGAGUCAAAUCAGAAAUCUUGAGAACAUAGGAACACAGACCAGUAAUAUUCUCCUUACCACUCGACCUCCACAUAAAAAUAAACGGAUACAACGCGGUCGUAGCUUCAUUUCUGGAGGAACAAAUCAGCCACCACCGACGCGUAGUGGCUCGGUAGUAAGUCCACUGUCGCCAACUACCGAAGAGCUGACAAGUCACCAUCGUCAACACGGGAUAACAAGCAUGCAGACACGUACUUCUCAUCCAUUUAAUUUGGCCACUACCACAUUUACAGAGACUACACAAGAGCAAUCGACAUUCAGUAUUGAACAUACAGUCCAGACUUAUAUAUGUCCAACAUGUGGAAGUCAAGCUAGCAUCCCAGUGACCGUUCAUUCACAAAUACAACCUCAAACACUUCCAAUAAUGCAAUUAAAAGACGCCCAAUCACAAACUCGGUUUGUGGGGCAGAUGACAACUGAUGAUAACUGCACAUAUCUACCAACUUACCUAAGUGAUGAGGAAGUAAUUCGCAUAAAUCAGAGCCAGAAAAUUGAAGACAAAGAAUUUUCGAUAGUGACAUGGCAUCCAGCAGAAAUACGAGAUACAGAACGCCGUAAGGACAGCGACACAAGUAACCAGGUACGAGAUGAAGUUUGGGUUGAUAGUCCUGGGAAAUUGCUGGAGCUCAAAAUAACUGGAGUAAUAGUACCUGGAACAAGCAAAAUCAUUAGCGCAAGUGAAGCAUUUUAUCGUGGUUUACUAAGAGUAGUAUACUGGGAUUAUGAAAAACUUGGACCUAGGCAAUCAUCAGUAGAUUCAACAGUUUCCAUACCACUGGCAGAUGCAGUGAUUUCUAAGGCAGUUCGGUUAGCUAGUGAUAGAAUAUCAACAGAAGCGGAGCCAUCAUUGGAUGCCAAAAUAGUUUGGAGAACACCAGAGAUACAACGAAGUAGGUAUUUAGUACAUUCAAUUAGACCUGAUGCAGGUCAAAACAAACAUAACCCAAUUAAUCUGGACGUUGCAUCUGCAAUACGAGCUGGUCUAAUUGACAAAGAAACCGGUCGAAUGUUGUUUACACAUUCUAUUUACGAGUCACCAUUCAGUACUGAUUCAUUGAUAAGUAAAAAAGGUGAUAGUAGCUCUGACCAAACUGAACGACUGUCUGUCAGAGAAGCAAUUGUACGUGGAUUUUUAGUUGCAGAAUUAAUAGAACCAGAAUCAUCGUAUAUAGCAAAGCAAAGUUUACCAUUUAUUGUCCCAAGCACAAGUUAUUCACACUCUCCAACUGAUGUUGACAUUUGA